AUGAGAUGUCCAGAUGAGGAUACUCUCAGCCAGAUAUCCCAGCUUCUCAGCAAGGAGACAGACGAUCAUGUUGGAGGUUUCAUCUACUCCCACCUCACCAACCUGAAAGAGACGUCAGACCCUCUCAAGCAGGACAUCGCAAGAGCCAUCAGUUUACACAGCUUCAAGGAGUUUACUCAGAAUGUGCUCAAAUACUCCAGCAACCACGAAGCGUCCGUUCUCAUCAACAAACUGAAUCUGGGCUUCACAGCAGACAGCAACAUCAUCAUGAGCCCCAACUCCCCCCUGCCCCGAUCUGCCAUGCUGAACUUGACCGUGGAUCUGUUUGGCAAUUCCAUCAACCUCCUGGAGAUUGGCGGUCGUGUCGAAGGUCUGGAAGUUUUGAUUGAACGACUGCUGGGACCUAACGGAUACUUCUCCGUCAAAUCUGCCAAAUGGGAUGACGACAAGCUGAAGGAUGUCAAAACUUCCAUCUACACUCGUGUGUUUGGUAAUGAAAUCUUUUACGGACAUAUUAAGGGAACACAAGAUUUGCCAGGACCUGGGAAGAUACCAAAUCUGUUGGAUAUUUUGAAGUCUCUUGCAAACAGGCAAACUGUGGCUUACACAUACAGCCAGCAGCUCAUGGAUGUUUCCCUGAUUGUCCCAACUAUUGCUGGUCUGCCACUGGAGAUCACAGUCAAUGGCUCCAUGAACCUUGACCUCAAAGCAGAGGGCAAGGCUGACCUUCGCAGUGUUGCCACUUCCCCCAGAUCCAUGGAGAUUGAUGGUGAAUUCAGACCCAGUGCUGCACUGGAAGUUACUGGUACAAUGGCUGUGAAUGCACUGACCACCAGAAUGGGACUACGCAUGCGCAACACGAUGCACUCCAGCACCUGGCUGAAGGGACACAUUGAGAUCAACAGAGGACGGGUCCUCAACGUCGAGAUUGAGCCGCCAGGUGACAAGAUGGAGAUCUUCAAUGCCAAGUCCCAGUUUUUUAUCAUUCACAACGACAUUGAAAAGGAACAAGAAAUGGUGAAGGAAAACUAUCAGGAGCACAAACUCUGUUCUGGUGACAAGGUGGCCACAAUCAUUGGAGUGGAACUGUGCGGAGAACUGAAAUUCCCCAACGCUUCUUCUUAUCCCAAUGCUCCAUACUUCCCCCUCACUGGGCCAGUGAGCUUCAGUGUUAUGACCUAUAGAAGGGACACACACACCAGCUACAAACUGCUGGCCAAGAGGAAGGAGAGCAAAGAAAGCAGCACAGCCCAGUUUAUGAUGGACACACCCAACUCUCAAGUCAACCGCAUGAUCUCCACGGACAUCACGAUUGUCUACACCCCAGACAAGCAGGUCGAUGUGUUGAUUGCCUCCCCCUGGAAGAAGCUGAGUAUGAACAGUGCAUUGGUCAGUAACAAAGACAUCCUAAGCUUUGUGGGCAGCAUCUUGCUGGACGACAGUGACAAGUACGGGCUGACCACUGAGCUGAAAAUCAGCAAAACUGGCAACGCUGUUGCCUACACUCCGUUUAUUGAGCUAACACAGAGCGGUCACACAAACACUCUUCUCUCUGGUCUGGUCAAUGUGGACAUGCCUGGAAAGUUCGAUGCUAACCUGGAGGUGAAAGGAUUUGGCAUGUCGCCUUACACUGUAGAAGGUGGGCUAGUUAACCAAGAGAAUGAGAAACGUGCUCGGCUGAGUCUCAGCAACCAGGGAAAAACAAUGUAUGUCUUUAAUGUUGGUUCCACCAUCGACAGAAGUGGCAAGGAUAACAGGAAUAUCAAAGUGGAACCUCAGCUGAUUGUCAAAACACAAGACCAAACUUUGCUGUCCAUCACAGGCUCCAGUGACUACAAGGCAGACAGGAGCGCCACAGGGGACAUCACUGUGGAUAUCUACAAGAUGAAGCCAGCUUCAGUCUCAUGGAAGGUCAACCAAAACAAUAAGGGCAAACAGUCAAACUACAAUGUUGACCUGAGGGUGAAGUCAGUCCUGCUGACCGGGUCUAUCGAAGGUGACCUCAACCACCAGAAAAAUUUCUUCACCUCCAAGCUGAAGAUCGGCUACAACGUUCCAAAGUUGGGAACAGACGUUGUCACCUGGCAUACAAAGUUUAACAACAAGAGCAAGAAUACCUUCUCCAAAUACCUUCUUACCAGCAACUUAGACAUGAAGAAAUACACAGACUACAAUGCAGGUCUGACUGUUGGCCUGGGCUACAAGAAGAAGCAGACAGACGUAGAUGUGGAGCUGAAGUAUGGGGCUAACCCCAAGGACAAGAAGAAGGUGGUCAUCCUGAAGUCUUCUCUCAACAAAGACAUCAGCAGUUGGAAGAAUGCCGACGUCGGGUUCCAGCUGAGGACCCAAGCUCCAGAGAGGAAUAUAGAUUUGAAUAUGAAAGUGAGCCACUCUCACACACCAAACAAACUGGAUUCGAACGUCAACCUGAAAUUUGUCCCCUACCUGGCAAAUACAGUGGACGCAAAGGUCAGCCUACAGGACAAAAGCAACAAGCUGAUGAGCUACGUGGGCCAGGCCAACUUGGGAAUUAUGGGCAAGAAAUUUGCCCUCAGCACUGACCUGACUCAGAAGUCACCAAGACAUUUCCAGCAUGUGAUUGAUGUACAAGAUUUCAACGGAGGCAGUCAUUCAGCAAGUACAGUGUACAAAGUGCCAAGCUCCAAUGGACAUGAGGUGACCUCUGACAUUAAGGUCAGUGGCUACAAGCCAAUCCAGCUCCAAGGAAAGACGACCUUUGACCCUUUGAACUUCCAGGCUUCUGGCAGUGCUGCCUGCGGCAAAGAUGUUUACAAUGUGUCCACACAGACAAAACUGACCGAUGCAGUCAAGAAGAUCAACUUGGAGCUCUUGUAUCCCAAUCGGCAAAUUGUAGCUGAGGCAGAAAUAAAAAAUAUUAAGGAUAAAGUUACAGGAAGUGUUAUGGUUGACUUGGACGCCAGCAGGAAUGGCAAAAGUAAAGUCUCUGUUGAGGGGUCGUACAGGAACACAGCAAGUUGGGACUCCAAAGUCGUCAGUGGGUCAGUGAACGUGAAAACACCAUUUGCCAGGUUGGAAGACCUCAGUGCUGAUGCCAGCUACAACAGCGAUUCUUCUCAGUUCAGCUCGAAGGGGAAAGUUUCCUGGGGUGGAAAAGAAAACACUGUGUCUUCAAGUGUGGUUGUCAAACGACCUCUCUCCUGGCAAAAUGCUGAGAUCACAUUGUCAGUGACCUCCCCUUUCAAACAGUACAAGGAAAUGGAACUGGAAAUUAAUCACAAGAUACAGCCAGUUUUUGCAUCGUCUGUAAAAGGGAAAGUAGACAGCAAUGAGGCACAGUUGGUGGUCAAAGGUGAAAACAGAGGAAGUGGAUACAAUCGGGACUUUUAUGGGUUUGUGGAAAUGAAAACUCCUUUUAAUGCACUCAGAGAUAUCGGUCUCUCUUUAGAACACAAAGAUAAUGGCAGGGCAUUUAAAACUGUUGGCUCAUUGGGACACAACAGCAAGAAGUUUGGUGCUGAUCUGCAGGUUGACCACAACAGCAAUUGGGACAGCACUGUCAAUACAGGAAAUCUGUUGCUUACUUGGCCUGGAGAUCAGCUACACACAACCUGGCAACACAAUCUAGUGGGAACCACUCAAAUCAAGAGCUCACUUGAAUCAACUUGGAGCGGUAGCAAACGUGUGUUUGUCAAUCUGGCAGGUUCAAAUAAUGUGGAGAACAAUGUCAGACAUGUCCUGGCAACUGUAAACGCUGAGACACCCUGGAGAAGCAACAAAAACAUCUUUGCCAAGUUCGACACCAAAAUGGGAUCAGGCAGGUAUGAAAGCUCAGUUUCUGUACUCAACAACAGGUUGGAGACCAUUGCAUACAACGUUCUCUUGGAGAGCAAACCCUCUUCCGGAAGUGCUUUGUUUAUGUUAAGGACACCUCUAUACGAUCAAAAAAUUCAUGGCCAGACAGAAGUGAACUGGAACACUUACCCAGCAACGGCUUCUGCUUGGCUUGAAUGGGCUCCCUGGGCUCGUAUAGAUUUUGAAGGCUCCCUUAAUGCCCCAUCUGUUGAUGAUCUUGAACUGAACACCAGACUAGUAACUCCAUUUAAAAACUUUGAGAAUAUAAUUGCCAGGGCUUCCCACAAACUCGAGGCUGCUGAGUAUGUCUCUACAGCUACUGUUAACUACGGGGUGAGAAAGACUAUGGACUUUGAAAACAGGUUCCAGUACGAUGAUGAUAUCAAACUGUUCCGCACAAAACUGACCUCCCCUUGCCCUUACCUCAAAUCUCUUAAUACCGGUCUGAAACUAAGCACUCUCUCAAACAAAUUUGAAGGAAGUGUAGACUUCGAACUCCAGCCAUUUGUGAUGAAGUAUGAUGGCUUUACCACUUGGAACUAUGAUGUAGACAACUGGAAUGCGAAGCUGCGAUUGAAUACCCCUCUAAAACAAAUGCCGUAUUAUCAGGUCAUUGCUUGGAGCAAGAAAAGCCCAGAUUCCCUGAGAGUAUCUCACAUUGAUAUCCAGCCAUCCUAUUACGGCAUGUACAGCAUGGAUAACUCCUACAGGCUCAGUUCACUUCCCUACCAGCUAGACAUCACUCUUAAGACACCUCAUCAAGGCUAUGAGACAGUUGGCUUGUCCAGCUUGUACGACCCAACAGAGACAUCCCUGCAGUCCAGACUCCGUGUCAACUACAAGUCUAACAAAGAAGUUGAUUCGCAUUUAAAGUUGGACUGGAAAGAUAAUUAUGAAGGCAGCCUGUUUGUGAACACACCAUUUAGUGGAUAUGAAAACAACAAAAUUCUGGCCCGACAUGACAUCACUAGCCGUGGUUUUACCUGUCAUGGGAAGCAAGUGUUGGGGGAAAGAAUACCCAGGGUGACCUAUGUGAUUUUGCUCACCCCUGUCUCAGGUUAUGAGACACUCUCAGGAAACUUCAGUCUAAGAGGACCAUUGAACAAACUGAGGGGUGAUGCUUCCCUUGGUUUCGGAACCAACACUUUGUCCACAACCUUUACCAACACCCUGAGCCUUGGCCUCCUGAAAUCCAGCAUUGCCAUCUACACUCCAUACACUCAGGACCUGAAACUGGCGGUCCAGCACAAAGAUAGCAGUAGUCCCAGGGAAACCAAGCUGGACUGCAGUUUUACUGGACAGUAUGGUGACCAGAGCGUGGAUGGCCGGUUGGGGCUAGCUUAUGAAGGCUUACAAAAAUCUAAGGUGGACCUUGCCUUGAAACACACCAAUCAACUCAGUGUUUCCGGAAAAGCCUCAGUCCAAACAGACAUCUCUUCCAUGGGAAAAAUCGAAGUCAGUUUUGAGAAAAGUGGACCCUAUGAGAACAUGGUGGCCACUGCUGCCUUGGCCAGAAACCAGGAAGAUUUGGCUUAUACUCAGGUGGAAACCAGCACCCCAGGUGGUAACCUCUAUGGAAAGGUUGUUACAAAAGGAAGAUGGAUGCCACAACUGACCACAGAGGUGGAACACAAGGGAAGUUACUCUGACUUCAACACCAAAGUAAAGCUUAAUGGUAAGGAUACGGAUCUGGACAGUGAGCUCGUCUUCAAGAAUGAGGAUUCUGAAAUCAAUGUUAAUGGUAAUGUCAAUUACAAAUUUGACUCUGAAAAGCACACUCACUCAUUCUCCAUCCACAAGGAAGGGACAUGGAAUGACUUUAAAAUAGACCUGACUCAGAAACUGGAUGGUGAUGAGACAACUGCUGUGGUACAGUUUGAAGCCGAGAACCAGAUCAAGGGUCUUGCUGAGGUGAAUAAUUUGUUUGGCAUGUAUGAUAAACUCGGUGUAGAGUUUGAACAUUCUGGUGACUUGGAAAAGUUUAUCACCACUGGCAAAGUCACCCUCGGUUCCACGCAGGCUGUUUCUGGGAAAGUCAACUUUUAUAGAUACAAUUUCCAGCGAAUUGAAGCCUCAGCUGAACUGAGCACCCCUUGGCAAGAUUACCGAUUCUCCAGAAUAAGCUGCAGCCUGAAUGUUCAGUAUGGGGACGGCAAGAAGUUUAGCUCAGAUUUGGUGCAACAGUGUUCUCCCUCAGCCCAUAGCUUGUCUCUGAACAUCAAAACCCCGCUCCAAGGCUAUGAAGAAAUUAUACUGUCUGGAGAUGUUGAUGACAGCAAGGCAAAUGCCAAAGCAAUACUGGGUGAUGACUUGGAGUUUACAGUAACAGGAGUUCAUGACAUCAGCACUGCUCCCUACCUGGUGCGGUACGAGAUCAGCACCCCACUGGAUGUCCUGAAGAAGUUUUCCAUUGCUCUCAAAGGACAGCCACUUGAUGGCAGCAUUGACGUGAGUCUGCUAUCGCUGCAGAAGAAGAUUGAGGGGAAUGGAGCUCUGCAGUUCACUGGUCCUUAUAAGCUGAGCCUCUCCACAGAAGUCAGCAGUGAUAUCGAGGGUUGGCAGCUUCUGCAGGUUAGAGUUCAGAAUGAUGACGAUGCUCUCAAAGGAAAGACUACUCAUCUGCUGGUCAGCUGGGACCCUACACAACAGGUGGUGGUAGAUGGCAGAUACUUCUCCGGAUCCUCACCCUGGGCAGCCAAGAAAGAGCAUGUUCUGGAGCUGGACGUCAAAGUGCCCUUCGGACAGUACAGGAGUAUCUCUGUAGACCUGGGCUGCAAUACUGAACCAAGCAAUGUCCAGUCAAUGAUCUCACUGGAAGUCAAUCAAGAUAAGCUGAUUGACUUAGAUGUGACUUAUGACAAGAGCAGCAAGUACGAAUACUCCGCCAUUAUCCGCAAGCCUUGGCCUAUGGAGUACACUUACAGCUACCAGUAUGACGACUACAUGAAGGAGGGCGAUGUUUUUGUUAGCUGGGACAGAAAUGACCCUGCUAGCAACAUCCGUAUCAAGAGCACCAUGCAGUACCAGCCAUCCAACAACGACAGAUCUCUGACUUUUACCUUCUUUGGACCUACUCGAACAGUCGGAGUGGAACAUAGUCUGUCUAGCUCUACAGAUAAACUGACCAGCUCUGGGAAACUCUUCUGGGACCAGGACGAUAAGAGCAAGGUGUCCUAUUCCCUGGACAUCAACACCAACAACCGCAGGAGGGAUCUCUCUUACAGUGGUGACUUCAAGCUGGGCUUGCCCAGCCGAACAUUUGGUCUGUCUGGAUCUGUCAGCAACAAUGACUUGGCCAGGACAGCAGACGCAGCCUUCAGCUGGGACCUGAGCAACGAUGACAGCAAACGUGUGGAAGUCCAGGUCUCUGUGUCAGGACAGGAGUACACUAAAGCAGACAUCACUUUUAAGCUUCCUUCACAAGACCUUCAGGUGAACAGCGCACUUAUUCUCAACCAGGGCAACACUAUCAUCGAUGGCAAGACUGACAUCUCCUACUCCAGCGAGUCUCGGAAAACUCUGACCUUGUUCUCCAAGCUGAGAAACACUCCAGCAAAGGCCUACAGCUUCUUCUCUGGCAGUGGCAAUAGUUUCAACUACAGUAUGGAGCUUGGCUUGAGCCACCCAGAGACUAAAGUGGACGUAAAGAUCGACUCUCACCUAGCCAGCUCAGAUGAGUUCCUGACUUCUUCCGUGGGUAUCCGAUACUUGACAGUCAGCAGACAGAUGAAGAAUUUGGCUUUGUUUACCGAGAUUGAUAAGAUCCGCAAGCAGAUCAGUUUUGUUGCCUCAGGACCCUCCCAGAAUGCUGGUGUCAGGGCAACAAUCCUCAGUGAAGAGCCCCUAAGUCUAGUACUCUUGGGCUCAGUCAAUGGCCAGGACAAGUUUAAGUCCACCCUUGAUGUGGACCCAGACAGCAAAAUGUUCAAGGUUGAAAUUGGUCGUCUAGACAACCUUUUAAGCCUGAAAUCCUACUACCCCAAUAGUUCAGCAAUCCAGGUAGAACUGCUCCACAAGAGAGACUACACCGACAACCAGGAAGCAGUAAUUGGUCUUCGAUUGUUGAAUCCUCGCCUGCUUCACAGCCGCAUCACCUGGAGGCCUGAAGCUGUAGAGGAGCUGAAGAACAGUGUGGCCCAGCAGAUUUCUGAGGCUGGCCUGUUGGCUAAGAAUACCUUGAGUCAGAUGAACACAGAUCUUAGAACAGAGCUGUCUGGUAAAUAUGAGGUGGUAACAGCAUCAGUUGGAGGAGAUGUGAAACCACUGCUGGAGUAUGUUGGGGAUGAGCUGGAAUCCUUUGCCACAGACUUGGAGAAUGUUAAGAAUAAGGUGAAUGUGAUGUACAGCAACAAUGAGUUCUUCAUCAAGGAUAUCAGCAAUGCAGCCUACAACAACAUUGAAUAUGUCUCCCAGAGCUAUGGACUUGUGCAGGAUAAGCUGCAGAACCUCAUUGCCCUGUACAGAGAUUCCUACUCCAGGAUCAUUGAGGAACUCCUGCAAAGUCUGGAUCGUCUUCAGGAGUUCUCCAUCUCAGAUUCCUACAACCAGGUAGUCACAGAUGGACUUCAGCGGGUGAUGGAGAUGCUUGAUGCCAGAGUUACCUACCUUAUUCAGCGAUUGCGUGAGACCGAUCUUAAAGUCCUGGAGAGUGCCCAAGCCCUACUAUCAAAUGUAGGGGACCUCUACAACCACCCACGACUUGAGAGUAUCCGGGAGAGAAUCAACACACUCAGAAAUAUUGACUACGUUCAUUACGCUCAGCAAAUACACAACGCUGUGAGGGACAACAUCGACUUGAAUCAGUACUCUGAUGUUCUCAAUUAUGUGAAAGAGGCUGCCGUCAAUAGACUCAUUCCUGAGAGUAUGAGAGAUGUGGCCGAGAGAGCUACCAAUGAAAUUUACCAGCAGAGCCAGCUGGCUUACAAACACUGGAAUGUUGAAGAGCUCCUCAACAAACACUUGGAGACUUCGGUUCAGCUGUUGAAGGACAUCAUGGAGGAUGAACUGCGGGAGUAUCUGAACUUAGUGUUAAUGAGGACCCCUGUGACCGUCUUUGACCCAGUCCAUGGGAGAAUCGAAGCAAACUUUAUCUUGCCUGUUGACAUCAAGAGACUGGAUGAAAUGCCAGAUUUGACUCCAUUUAUCCAGCAAGUCAGUGAGGCUUAUCGAAAAUAUGCUCCGGAUACGGAUACAAUCAGUCAAUACUACCCCAGCUUCCUGCUCAGCAACAAGACUGAAGAGACAGUAGGAGAGGCUGAUAAUGAUGCUGACGAUGAACUGCUGGCCAACCUUGAUGACUACCGCCCAUCCAGAAAUAUCAAUAUUCCAAAUGUUUCUCCAAAUUAG
Molecule: messenger RNA, 9180 nt
Organism: Candidula unifasciata
Lineage: Eukaryota; Metazoa; Mollusca; Gastropoda; Stylommatophora; Geomitridae
Source: the annotation of a GenBank genome assembly